AUGGGUUCUUGGAUGGUCAGGCAAUGCGCGCUAGUGCUGUUUGGGGACACGCUUGAAGAAGGUGUUGCUCAGGACUGCAGUUUUGCCAACAUAAGCUUCAAGCGAUUGGAGAUCGCAGCAAACCAUGAAAGAGGUACGGGCGAUCUCGAUGUCAUCCUCGCCAACUCUGCUGUUGAAGUGACCUACACAGCUGCAAUCAGCUCUUGUGCUCUCCGGACAGUUUCACAAGAACUGAAGAUGCCAGUGGCUGGCAUCAGCAUCAGGCUGUGCCCUGAGAAUCCUACAGUGAUGGAGGUCUCCUCAGAGGGUCGACGACGGAUGGACCGAGAGAGGCAGACCCUACGCGCAAAGAUCAUUGUGAAGCAGUUGAAGCUAGAAGGUACAAAGACCGGACUCCACGGGAAGACUCCCGUGCUCAGUCAGGGCAAGGAGUUCGAGUGGGAGUAUGUCGCAGACCUUUACACGAAACUUUUGAGCGCAGAGACUUGUCGGAGACGCAGACACACGGUGCCUGGCUACCUGGCCAAGCAAGCUGAACUGAAGGCCAAGGGAGUCUCUGAUGUGAUUGUGUACUGCGUCAACGACUGCGCCGUCAUGGAUGCCUGGGCAAAGGACCUGAAGGUUGACGGGUCCAUCGUGUCCUGUUAUGGAGACAGUGGCUCGCUUCUCACCAAGGCGUGUGGAUUGGAACUCAAACAUCCAGGGGUGCUCCAAGUCCUUGGCAAUCCACGUUGCAAGAGGAGCACCAUGAUCGUGGAAGACAUGGUGGUCAAGGAGAUUUUUGUUGCAGAAUCAGAGAACGAUCCCUCGGGAGAUGCCGCUCCAGAGAGCACAUUUGUCGACAACAUCUUGGCACACUUGUAA
Messenger RNA from Durusdinium trenchii, 864 nucleotides. Lineage: Eukaryota; Dinophyceae; Suessiales; Symbiodiniaceae. The record is from the annotation of a GenBank genome assembly.